Gossypium raimondii (Peruvian cotton) is the source of this 1804-nucleotide messenger RNA. RefSeq names its product protein arginine N-methyltransferase 1.1. Gene Ontology annotation, cellular component: nucleus. Gene Ontology annotation, molecular function: protein-arginine N-methyltransferase activity. The transcript is spliced from 8 exons. Bases 716 to 1636 code for a protein of 306 amino acids. NCBI's taxonomy places the organism in Eukaryota, Viridiplantae, Streptophyta, Magnoliopsida, Malvales, Malvaceae. The record is from RefSeq and is a predicted model, not a curated record. Gene Ontology annotation, biological process: peptidyl-arginine methylation.
AAUUGCAAUAUAGCUCGCAAGUGGAGCUAACCUUUCUCACCAAUACAAAGCGGAAAAGCCCUAACAAAAACCCUAACCUUCGCCCACUUUCCUCCGCUAAACCCUAAUCACUGUCAUUAGGAAAAUGGGUCGCCGCAAAGGAAGCAACACGGCCCAAACCUCGACGAACUCUUCGAACCAAUUCGAAGGAACGAAGAUUCGCUUCCAAGACGCCGACGACGAUGGAGUCGCUACUGACAGCUCCAAUCUUGACGAAUCAAUCCUUGCCGUUGAUAAAGCUGCUGAAGAUGUUUCCAUGGGAGAACCUAACGUCUCCUUUGUAGAUAGCGAUGCCGGUGAUGAUAAAACCAGUGCUGAUUAUUACUUCGAUUCUUACUCUCACUUUGGAAUUCACGAAGUAAGUGUGCUGGACUUGGACUAUUGAAUGCAGGGCAUUUUCUUGUUUGGAUAUUUUUGAGUUCUUCAUAGAAUAGUUUUGCUUUGGUACCAUUACUUUCUGAAUAUUGGUUGCUGAAUAUUUGUGAAUGAAGGUUCAGCUGUAAUCGUUCAAUUUAUUUAAGCUGACCCACGACAUAAUGUGUUGUGCUUGCUUUCCGGAAACAAUUAUCAUUUUCACUUAAGCAUGUUGGUUGUAGUGGAAAAGCUUCGGAGAAUUGAAUAAUUUUUUACUUAAACUUGUUUCUAUGCUAACCUGCUAGUCACUGCAUUUCAGGAAAUGCUCAAGGAUGUAGUGCGAACUAAGACAUAUCAAAAUGUUAUUUAUCAGAAUAAGUUUCUAUUCCAGAACAAAGUAGUUCUUGAUGUGGGAGCUGGAACUGGAAUCUUGUCCUUGUUUUGUGCAAGGGCAGGGGCUGCACAUGUUUAUGCAGUCGAGUGCUCUCACAUGGCUGAUAUGGCUAAACAAAUUGUUGAAACAAAUGGAUUGUCUGAUGUGGUUACAGUUUUGAAGGGAAAAAUUGAAGAAAUUGAGCUUCCUGUUGCCAAAGUAGACAUCAUUAUAUCAGAGUGGAUGGGUUACUUUUUGUUGUUUGAGAAUAUGUUGAAUACAGUGUUAUAUGCGCGUGAUAAAUGGCUGGUCAAUGAUGGUGUUGUGCUACCAGAUAAGGCUUCUCUUUACUUGACAGCAAUUGAGGAUGCAGAGUACAAAGAUGACAAGAUCGAAUUUUGGAAUAAUGUUUAUGGGUUUGACAUGAGUUGCAUCAAAAAGCAAGCUAUGAUGGAACCUCUUGUGGACACAGUUGACCAGAAUCAAAUUGUGACGAAUAGCCACCUUCUCAAGACAAUGGAUAUCUCCAAGAUGGCUCCGGGUGAUGCUUCUUUCACUGCAUCUUUUAAGCUUGUUGCACAACGUGAUGAUUACAUCCAUGCUUUUGUUGCGUACUUUGAUGUAUCAUUUACCAAGUGCCACAAAUUGAUGGGCUUCUCUACAGGGCCAAAAUCGCGAGCUACACAUUGGAAGCAAACGGUGUUGUAUCUAGAGGAUGUGCUAACCAUAUGUGAGGGAGAGGCAAUAGUUGGUAGCAUGACUGUUGCACCAAACAAGAAGAAUCCCCGAGAUGUUGAUAUAAUGGUAAAAUAUUCAUUCAGUGGUCGGCGUUGUGUGGUUUCAAGAGUUCAAUUCUACAAGAUGCGCUGAUGUUUCUCACUACUAUUUUUAUCCACCACCACCAUAAAUUUAUGGCCUAGGCUAAAGCAUGAAGAUGCUGCUCCUAUUUUAAUGCAUUUGUAUUCUAACAUUCCUCAACUGCUUGAGAAUAUUGGUUCUUUCAUAUGGAAUGUAACAUUUGUUGCCCUUUAAUUUUCA